AUGAAUUCCGACAUGUCCCCCACCGACGUGGUAAGAGAAGGUAAAUCGGACCCCAAGGAGGAUUACUUCGUGUCUGGCUCAGAUAAGCCUUCUGAAGGCUUUAAGGAAUCUGGCACAGUAUACCACAGAGCGUCAGAUUCCACACUCCAAAGCCUAUCCUCACUAGAAACUCAAGCCACUCUUCAAUAUAACUCAAGCCUAACACACUCAAAGUCUAUAGAUUACCCCUACGAUCUUGAUAAAAAAACACUCUACAGUCCCUUGUAUUCACAGAACCCCUUUGAAAAUGAACAUUACCUCAGCUCUGCAGAUUCAAAUCUCACACACUCUGCAGAUCCCAAUCUCAUUCAACAGUCUUCUAUAGACUCUAAACUUGUUCAACAGUCUUCUGUAGAUCCUAAACUUGUUCAUUCUGCAGAUUCUAAGCUUGUUCAUUCUGCAGAUUCUAAGCUUGUUCAACAGUCUUCUGUAGACUCCCAAAGUUCACAAAAUCUUACUUCCCAAAGUAUUAACACACAAAAUCUCAACUCACAGAACCUCAGUACACAAAGUAUUAACACACAAAAUGUUACUACAAAUGUUAGUGGACAAAAUGUUAGUGUACAGAAUGUGAAUUUCGUGAGUCAGGGUGAGGACGAGAAAUUCCAGCGUGAUCUUCAGGAUGCUGGUGUAAAAGACUCAGUUUCAAAUUAUCUUAAUCCGGUGUACUGUCCGGAGGGACUAGUCCAGCCUCAGAACAAGGUAGUUGCGGUGAACCCUGUGAUCUUGGUAGACAAGGUGGAGCGUUCACUAAUAGUCCAGUGGUACGAAAACUCGGUAAAAAGAGAACAGCGAAUCUCGUAUAAAAAGUACGGCAACGCUAAGGCUCAGCAGAGAGCUGAGGGGUUAAUAAGUAAGCUCUUGGCCGGGUCAACAUUUGACCAGCUUUACCCGGAAAAAGGCCCGCCGAUCCUGACAAUAUUUGAGAAUGUAGGCAAGUCCAUGGUCUCACUCACGAGGGACAGGAUAAUCCGUGAGUGGAGAGUGGACUGGCUGAAUAGCAACGGCUCAAAAAUGAGAGCCAGAUGGUCCUGUAAGAAAGUCGGCAACGAGGAAGCUCGGAAAAGAGCAGAAACCUUUGCGUACAGCUUAAUACAGGGGACUUUUAACCCACGACUUCUCCACAAAGCUACGGGGACGAGAUUGUCUAAAAAUGACAUGAAAUACAACGCAGUAGUGUCGGGACUCGACUCCCAAAUGGACUCCAAAGCCAUCAGUCAACUCAGCGAAUCAAAUUGGCAAAACUCAGAAUCCACGACAAAGAGAAGAACCAAAAAAAGAUCCGUCAAAAGCUCCGAACAAAAGAAAGGCAGAGCCAGGAAAAGAAAUCUCAACACCUUUACAGAUCCCAACUCCUCAAACUCAUUGAACUCAGCCAACCUAAACUCUAAUCCCUCCUCCAACUUACAAUCUAAUCUCUCCUCUAAUCUCCCCAAUCUUUCCAAUAAUCUCCAAUCUGGACUACAGUCUGGACUACAGUCUGGACUACAAUCGGGAUUGUCAAACGCUUUUAAUGGGAAUGGUGGUGAGAUGUCUCAGUAUAUGAAAUCUCAUUAUCCGUACAUGGGUAUGGUCCAGGAUCCUGGAUUUUCGGGUUAUUAUCCUAUGUACCAGGAGGAGGAGUCUGGUAAGCAGUUAGACCCAAACAGUGCCUACGCAACCUCAAUGUUACAGCAGAACUGGAUGGACUGGAACACUAACAUGCAGAAGGUAAUGCCCUACGGCCAGGAGUGGGAUUACACGGCCAACUCUGGGAUGGUGGAUUACACGGCCAAUUCUGGGAUGGUGGAUUACACGGCCAACUCUGGUAUGGUAGAUUACCCGUUUUACCAGCAGCCAAGUUCCGGCGUAGCAUCCAGCAGUAUGACGUGGGACCCGUUAAACUACACAAACCUGAACAUGUACAUACAUCAAAACGAGUUACAAACUGGGAGAGAAUUUGACGAACAAGCGGAGUCAAGGCUAGGGAAUCAAUAUUUCAGCUACUACCCAGGCGACCAGCCCUACGGAUUCCAAGAGAACAUUCUCAACCAAGAACAAAUCAUGGGAUGCUACUACAACUAUCCAAACACCAUCAGAAUCGAACCAAACCAGUGGACAGAAAAUAAGGAGUUUACUGAUUAUAACAAGGAGUUCACAGAGUACAAUAAGGAGUUCACAGAUUACAAUAAGGAGUUCACAGAGUAUAACAAGGAGUUCACAGAGUAUAACAAGGAGUACAAUGAAUAUAAGGAUGAGGUGAAGUGUGAGGAGGUUGAGAAGGGUAUGUCUCAGGUGACGACAUUGGCGAAUUACAAGAGCAUAACGGGUACGAGUAUUUGUAGUGAGUUGCCUCCUCAGAACUUGUCAGUUUCGACUCGGAUGUACACGACAGACCACUACGGCUACGUGAACUCAGAUUUAGGCGAUGUUAAGCAGGAGGACUCGACCCUAAACUACUUCUCAAAUGAUCUCGAGGACCCGCUCCAGCCACAACCCAUGACACAGACACUUAAGAAAUCAGACUCCACAACGUACCAAAAGGAUAAAUUCCCAGAAUCUUACGAUAGCGUCACUUACCGAGAUGCCGAAGAUCCCGUCAAAUACUAUAACAUGUGACAUUUUCACUUGUAAAGUGUAAAAUAUGAAGAAUUGUGUAAAGUGUAAAAUAGUGUAAAAUAGUGUA
Theileria parva strain Muguga is the source of this 2704-nucleotide messenger RNA. Its product is annotated as AP2 domain protein. The coding region runs from base 1 to 2637 and encodes 878 amino acids. NCBI's taxonomy places the organism in Eukaryota, Apicomplexa, Aconoidasida, Piroplasmida, Theileriidae. The transcript has a single exon. The record is from RefSeq and is a predicted model, not a curated record.